Magnolia sinica is the source of this 1104-nucleotide messenger RNA. Its product is annotated as WAT1-related protein At4g08300-like. The transcript is spliced from 7 exons. Bases 1 to 1104 code for a protein of 367 amino acids. Gene Ontology annotation, molecular function: transmembrane transporter activity. The record is from RefSeq and is a predicted model, not a curated record. NCBI's taxonomy places the organism in Eukaryota, Viridiplantae, Streptophyta, Magnoliopsida, Magnoliales, Magnoliaceae. Gene Ontology annotation, cellular component: plasma membrane.
AUGGGUGGAAUAUUGGCCAUUUUCAAGAGAUUCAAGCCACACCUUCUCACGGUUUUGGCUCAAUUUGGAUACACAUUCCUUUACUUCUUCACUGAAGCUUCUUUCAAACAUGGCAUGAAUCCUCACGUCUAUGUGACCUACAGAAACCUUGUAGCUGGUGUGUUCAUGUUUCCUUUUGCCUAUUUCCUUGAGAAAAAAACUAGGCCAAAGUUCACACUCGCAUUGUGUUUGGAGAUAUCUGUACUCUCACUUUUUGGGCUCAGCUUAUCACCAAACAUGUACUUUGUGAGCUUAAGAUACACAUCUCCAACGUUCGUGACAUCCAUGGUCAACACCAUCGCUUCAUUGACUUUUCUAGUAGCAGUCCUUCUCAGAUUGGAGGGUCUGGAUAGAAGCACACGUGGUAUGGCAAAGAUUGCUGGGACCUUAGUUUCACUGGCGGGUGUGAUGGUCAUGACACUCUAUAGAGGACCAGUUUUGAGGAAUGUUGGGGAUGCUCCUAUUCACAUCCAAGCAAGUACUACCAUCCACGAAAAUUGGAUGAAGGGAUCCAUUCUUACAGUUGCAUGCUGCAUCACAUGGGCUUUGUGGUAUAUCAUGCAGGCAAUCACAUUGAAGAAAUAUCCGGCCCAGCUUUCACUAACAGCGUGGAUGAACUUUGUUGGUGGGGCCCAAUCAGCUGUUUUCACAGCAUGCAUGGUUCAUAAACCCAAGGCGUGGACCGUUGGAUUCAACAUCGACCUCUGGAAUAUCCUAUAUUCUGGAGUGGUAGUCUCUGGUUUAAUAUACUACGUACAGCUAUGGUGCAAUAAAGAAAAAGGACCCGUGUUUGUAUCCAUGUUCAGCCCUGUUGCAGCUAUACUUGUUGCAAUACUAGCAUACUUUGUUCUUGGCGAAAAACUACACACAGGAAGCAUAAUAGGAGGUGUUAUUGUCAUCAUUGGACUCUACCUGGUGUUGUGGGGCAAAGAAGGAGAUCAUGUGGACCAGAUCAAGUCUCAAGAGGCCUCCUUGACUUGUGAAGAACCAAAGGAAGGAAGCCAAGAUAGAAGUAUUUAUUUUAGUGGAGAGGGAGAUAACUUGAAGAGAUCCCUGGAGGUUUAA